This is a messenger RNA of Rhizophagus irregularis DAOM 181602=DAOM 197198, 244 nucleotides long. RefSeq lists its product as uncharacterized. The record is from RefSeq and is a predicted model, not a curated record. Gene Ontology annotation, molecular function: protein binding. Lineage: Eukaryota; Fungi; Glomeromycota; Glomeromycetes; Glomerales; Glomeraceae.
AUGGAAACCAAAUUUUCUAAUAUCUCAGUUACUGAUAUAGUAAACACCGAAAAUUGUUCAUAUUGCAAAAAACCCUUUACUGAAGAAUUAUGGUGUAAAGAAUGUAUAAAUUGUUUAGAAAAAUCAGCAGAAAAUGGUUUCACUGAUUCAAUGUAUAAUUUAGCCAUAUGUUAUGUAAAUGGAGAAGGAACAGAAAAGAAUUUAGAAAAAGCCUUUUAUUGGUAUCAAAAAGCAGCAGAAAAUG